Messenger RNA from Notothenia coriiceps (black rockcod), 1376 nucleotides. RefSeq names its product double-strand-break repair protein rad21 homolog. Gene Ontology annotation, cellular component: cohesin complex. Gene Ontology annotation, molecular function: protein binding; chromatin binding. Lineage: Eukaryota; Metazoa; Chordata; Actinopteri; Perciformes; Nototheniidae. The record is from RefSeq and is a predicted model, not a curated record. Gene Ontology annotation, biological process: replication-born double-strand break repair via sister chromatid exchange; sister chromatid cohesion. Bases 178 to 1347 code for a protein of 389 amino acids. The transcript is spliced from 7 exons.
CCGAUUUUAAAAGGACAGCGGUGAGCGGGAGGAAGGCGACUGGCGCCAUCUUGGCUGUUUUAAUGAGUACAACAGGGGAGAAUUCGCUGGGAGAAAUAACAUAAUCAUUGGGAUUUCAUCGUAAAGGGGGUGCUCCCAGUGAAUCAUACCUCUGUGUGAGCCAGGGGAACCAGGGCGAUGUUUUACGCCCACUUUGUCCUCAGCAAACGUGGGCCGCUGGCCAAGAUCUGGCUAGCGGCCCAUUGGGACAAAAAGCUGACCAAGGCUCAUGUCUUCGAAUGCAACCUCGAGAGCAGUGUGGAGAGCAUCAUCUGUCCAAAGGUAAAAAGACAAAAGUGCUCUCUCUGCAUCCUGAUGAUCCUGCUGCAGUGCUUCAGCUCACAGUGCACGCUUCAGUGUUGCUUUAGCCCAGAGUUGUGGAAUGGCUUUUAUUCUACUGUUGAUGAUAAAGAGCUAAAUAAUAACACAUUUGUCUACCAAAGAAGAAUAAGGAUAAAUGAAAACACAUAUGAUUUCUCUCCAGUUGAUAAGCUACUGAGCUCUGAAGAUGGGGGAGGUAUCUUUGAUGACCCUCCAGUCCUCACAGAAAGCGUCAUGAUGCCUCCAGAUCACGGAGACGACGAGGACGACUUCGACAACCUCCAGUCACCGGGUCCAGAGAGCCCAGACUCCGGCCCAGCAGAGCCCCUGCCAGCCAUGGCUGACCAGACAGAGCAGACCACUCUGGUUCACAAUGAGGAGGAGGCCUUUGCCCUGGAGCCCAUUGACAUCACUGUGAAAGAGACCAAGGCGAAGCGUAAGAGGAAGCUGAUUGUGGACAGUGUGAAGGAGCUGGACAGUAAGACUAUCAGGGCCCAGCUGUCGGACUACUCGGACAUCGUUACCACUCUGGACCUCGCACCUCCCACCAAGAAGCUCAUGAUGUGGAAGGAGACCGGAGGGGUGGAGAAGCUUUUCUCUCUGCCCGCUCAGCCCCUGUGGAACGCCAGGCUGCUCAAGAUGUUCACCCGCUGCUUGACGCCUCUGGUGCCCGACGAGCUGAGGAAGAGGAGAAAGGGCGGCGAAGCAGACAGUCUGGAUGAGUUCCUCAAAGAGCUGGAGAACCCAGAGGUGCCCAGAGAAGAGGUCCUGAAUCCGCACAGAGAUGUUAUCGACCAAACUAUCAUGGAGGAUCCCAGCAUGCUGUCAGCCUCUGCGGUGGAGGGCAGCAGGACCACCCUGGACGAGACAGUCAUGCCUCCUCCCUCCACCCCUCGCGGGGUCAAGCGCAAGACCAUCGACAAAGAGGUCCCCCUACCUGUGAGUACUUGUCACCUUCCUUCUUCUGUCUCAAAACAUUGGAAUUGAGUUUGCAAAAUGUUUCCAUAGAACUUCCA